UUGGACGGGAUGGGACGGGUCUGAGCUGGUGGUGGCGUGCGUCAGUUCUUCAAGACCAGCUGCCCCCCGCUCCCCACCCACUUCGUCCUACUUCUCUCGGCUUCAUUACUCUCCACAUUUGCAUUUGGAUCGAGAGGCAUUGGAGCGCGCAGCAAUGGCGGGUGAACUUCCGACGCCCUUGGACAUGGAGAACUCGCCGGCGGUCCCGGCCACGGCGGCCGCAAACUGGUCCAAAUGGUCAACGCUCCCAGACGAUCUCGUCCGCCGCAUCGCCAAGUGCUUCCUCUACACCAAUGACGUUGACUACUACAUGUGCUUCCGCGCCGUCUACCCCAGCUGGCGCGCCGCCACCGGCGACCCCAGGAGAGACACUCGGGAGCCCUGCUUCCGUUGCUUCCAGCCGCUACAUUGGAUGGUCCUGGACGACGACUUCCACAGUGACGACACGCGGGUGUUGGUGAACACCGCCACCGGCCGCAUCGUCCGCAAGAAGCUGUUGGAAUUUAGUCUAUUUUGGGCAGCCCAAUAACUAUUUCAGUGAUUGCUGGAAUUUAAUCUAUUUUGAGCAGUCCAAUAACUAUUUCAGAAAUUCCUAAUAAAUCCUAAAGACCCACUUAGCCCAUUUGUACAAGGUAAGGGAUACUACUAAA
Messenger RNA from Triticum aestivum (bread wheat), 650 nucleotides. RefSeq lists its product as uncharacterized. NCBI's taxonomy places the organism in Eukaryota, Viridiplantae, Streptophyta, Magnoliopsida, Poales, Poaceae. The transcript is spliced from 2 exons. Bases 155 to 529 code for a protein of 124 amino acids. The record is from RefSeq and is a predicted model, not a curated record.